Beta vulgaris subsp. vulgaris (sugar beet) is the source of this 1470-nucleotide messenger RNA. Its product is annotated as putative UPF0481 protein At3g02645. The coding region runs from base 25 to 1470 and encodes 481 amino acids. The record is from RefSeq and is a predicted model, not a curated record. The transcript has a single exon. NCBI's taxonomy places the organism in Eukaryota, Viridiplantae, Streptophyta, Magnoliopsida, Caryophyllales, Amaranthaceae.
AGUGUGGUAGCUGAGAUUCAUAGCAUGUGUGAAAGAGUGUGUCAUAAGCGACCAUCAAUCUACAAAGUUCCCGAACAUCUCCGAAAACUCAAUGAAAAUGCAUACACACCUUGGCAUGUCUCAGUUGGCCCUUAUCACCACAAAAGUCACAAGUAUAAGGUUAUGGAGGAGCAAAAGUUGGUGUACAUGAAGGCUUUAAUUCUUCGUCGUCGUAGUAGAGCAUCAAACAACAAUGCAGGGGAAGUAAAGGAGGAGGAGAUUGAUGAAUAUUUCAAGGAGGUAGAGAAACUCGAAUCGAAGGCGCGCGCAAACUAUGCUGAAACAAUAGAACUUAACAAAGAUGAUUUUGUUAAAAUGUUGCUCAUUGAUGGGUGCUUCGUAGUCGAAUUUCUAUGCAGAAAAAUAAGAAAGUUAGCCAAAUUCGAAGAUGAAGCCAUGAUAAAAUUUGAUGAAAUGUAUAAGUUCAUCAAUAACACCUACAAAGAAAUGAACCCGAAAUAUGACUUCAUACUUAAGAGUACUAGAACAGCAUUUGAAGUUAGAAGAGACCUCACAUUGUUAGAGAAUCAACUUCCUUAUUUUGUGCUAGAAACAUUGUUCAACUUCACAUUUUCGUGUAAAGCGAACAAGCCAAACUUCAAGGCAAUAGUGUAUUGCACAUUAAGAACUUCGAUUCCUAACAUUUCACAUAUCCUAAAUGAAGAUGAUAUUGCACAAAGAAUCGAAUUAGAGCCUGAGACAACCGCGCAUUUUGUUAGUUUCCUAAAGAGUUGUUGCGGCCCUGCUAAGGAAGCAGAGGAAGGAACUUUCACACCAGAGGAACAAUCAGUUCGAAAUCGAAGCGUUAUUAUUAGUAUUGAUCAUCAACAUGAAAAGAUCAAAGAAUUCCCAUGUCUAUGCAACAUGAAAACACAUGAACUUCGUGUUCCUAGUGCUAGUAGACUCGCGAAAUCAGGGAUCGUGUUUGAAACAAUGGAGGGUGAAACUCCAUUGCUUCAGAUAAAUUUUGAUAGUAAAAAAGGGGUGCUAAAGAUGCCAGUAUUAAUAUUAUGGCAUCACACUGAAACAUUUUUCAGGAAUAUCAUGGCAUAUGAGUUAUAUAAUCAUACGGCUAAUUACAGCCAAAAUAUAUCUGUUAGUGAUUAUAUGUGCUUUAUGGAUGACUUGAUCAACUCCAAAGAAGAUGUUGCUGUACUUGUGAAGAGUGGGAUCAUUCAGAAUUGGUUAGAAUCAGAUGAAGUCGCAACAGAUCUAUUUAAUUCUAUUACAAAGCACAUUUUGGCUGAUUAUUCAUCUUAUUCUAGUACUUGUAAGCAGAUGAAUGAAUUUCGGAAGAAGUAUAAUAUACGUCAGUUAAAAGCCGCCCUUCAACAAGAUUAUUUCAACCAGCCAUGGGCGAUUGUAUAUUUCAUCACUGGAGUUAUCAUACAAACGGCCGCAUCCAUUAUUCAAGCUGUCACAAGUAUCUAG